Cynara cardunculus var. scolymus (artichoke) is the source of this 890-nucleotide messenger RNA. RefSeq lists its product as uncharacterized. The coding region runs from base 65 to 565 and encodes 166 amino acids. The record is from RefSeq and is a predicted model, not a curated record. The transcript has a single exon. Lineage: Eukaryota; Viridiplantae; Streptophyta; Magnoliopsida; Asterales; Asteraceae.
UUUUCCUCUAUGCUUUUUCCAAUUUCAUUUUCUUUUUAGAUUUUAAUUUCUUCAAAUUCAAACCAUGGGUGGUGUUGCUGUUCUUCAUCCUCAAGAUUCCCUCAAGGAUCAUUCUUCCCCCAUCAAAUCUAAUCGGACGAUUAAGUUUAAUCAUACUUAUACCAAUACCCCUUCCCAGAUCCCUAAUUUCAUAGUAUCCGAUAGCCGGAGACGAACGCCGCCUACCAAAGGAACACGUAAGAAGAACGAACGAAAUACAGAGACGGUUGAAACGUCUGCCGCCAUGGCUUCUAAGACAGUCGUCAUAGGACAGGUUAAGUUAUUGAAACGUGGCGAAGCUUUGAACCAAUCCUCGUCACCGAAUCGGUUGGAACCGGAUCCGAAGAUGCCGUCGAAGCCGAUGAAGAAUAAGACAACAGAAUUCUUCGCCGGAUCCGCGUUUGCCGACUCACCCCCUCCGAGCUCCGUUCCGUUGCCUGGGUUUUUCACAAAGAAUUUUGUUGCAGCCGCGAGUGUCGAUCCCACCACCGACCUCCGACGAAUCCUUGGUUUGAGCCUGUCUUAGAAUCCGAUAUACAGUUAAGUUUCCUAAUCAUCGAUUGCAACAAAUUCGCUUCAGUUGCCACAAUAAUUUUGAGUGGCGAAGUUGGAAUUUGGUAAGCAAAUGCUUUGUUGUUAGUCUAUUAGAGUUAGGCUUAACAGUAGGGUUUGUUUGUUGUGGGUGUGGGUGUUGUUCAUAUGAAUCGAUUGGGGAAACUAGGGUUAGGGUUUGAUGGUGUGAUGGUCAAUAUGUUUGAAGGGAGUCAAGUAGUUUUUUAUGUGUAAUUAAGGCUAAUGUGUAAUUACCAUUACUUGUAAUUUAAUUUAACAUGUAUUUUGCUUUGUUCAAA